Molecule: messenger RNA, 1014 nt
Organism: Eremothecium sinecaudum
Lineage: Eukaryota; Fungi; Ascomycota; Saccharomycetes; Saccharomycetales; Saccharomycetaceae
Gene: SEH1
Product: Seh1p
Exons: 1
Coding region: 1-1014 (337 amino acids)
Biological process (GO): cellular response to amino acid starvation; positive regulation of TORC1 signaling
Cellular component (GO): nuclear pore outer ring; Seh1-associated complex
Molecular function (GO): structural molecule activity; protein binding
Source: RefSeq, a predicted model, not a curated record
AUGAAGCCAUUUAUAACUGGACAUGAAGAUCUAAUUCACGAUAUAUGCUACGAUUUCUACGGAAGGCAUGUUGCUACUUGCUCAAGUGAUCAACAUAUAAAGGUUUUUCGAUUAGAUAAUGAUACAAACGAAUGGGAGCUUAGUGAUUCGUGGAAAGCCCACGACAGCAGUGUGGUAUCCUUAGACUGGGCCUCUCCUGAAUAUGGACGUAUAAUUGCAAGUGUAUCCUAUAACAAAACAAUCAAGUUGUGGGAGGAGAACCCAGAUGCCCCAGAACGAUCUGGUAAGCGUUGGACAAAACUAUGUACAUUAAACGAUGCUACUGGUCCAUUAUACAGUGUGCGUUUUGCUCCAGGUCACCUGGGGCUAAGAUUAGGUGCAAUUGGUAAUGAUGGGAUUCUGCGUGUUUAUGAUGCUCUAGAGCCUUCCGACCUGCGGUUUUGGACAUUGACUUCUGAGGUAAAGGUGCUACUUAACCCCCCCGCAUCUCACCUCCAGUCAGAUUUCUGCCUGGACUGGUGCCCCUCGCGUUUCUCUGCAGAACGUCUAGUUGUGUGCGCACUAGACCAAGCGUUUAUCUAUGAGCGUGACAAACACGGAAAACUAUACAAUGUUGCCAAGUUACCGGGACAUCAAAGUCUUAUCCGCUCUGUCAGUUGGGCACCCUCUUUUGGUAGAUGGCACCAGCUCAUAGCCACUGGUUGCAAGGAUGGCAAGGUAAGGAUUUUUAAGCUCACUGAGAAGGUAGACAAUGGCGCGGAUAAUGUACCUGAAGACGUCGUCAAUUCUGAAGCCGGCGAAGGCUCAAUGCUUACUAAUCGUAAAUCUGACGUGGUUGUAGAGCUUGUAAGUGAGCAUCCGGACCACAAUGACGAGGUUUGGUCGGUUUCUUGGAACCUCACAGGCACAAUAUUGAGUAGUUCCGGCGACGAUGGUAAGGUUCGUAUAUGGAAGUCGUCCUUUUCCAACGAAUUCAAAUGCAUGAGUGUCAUUAGAGCGCAAAAGAGAAAGUAA